UCAGAGUUAAAGAAGGAAGACGACGCAACUUAUCGCUUCAGAGUGGAAACUAAUCAUCUCGAUGCAACUUUUACUGGCCCAGAAGGAGUGAGAGUCACAGUCGUAGACGGUGCUCAGAUGGAGGUCAGCAGCUCCAGAGGUGACGGAGACGUUAAGAGAGGAGAAGCCGUCACACUGAGCUGCUCUGCUGGGAUCUGCACCACCCACCAGCUGGAGGUCACCUGGUUCAGAGACGGCUCCGCCCUCUCACAGUCUGGCCCCGCCCUCCACCUCAGCGACCUGACUGCAAAGGAUUCUGGGAACUACACCUGUGGUUUGAAGGGGAGGGGGCCCACCCUCUCCGCCCCGUACAGCCUGCAUGUGGGGGGGGCCGACGAGGAAGGAGGGGGGGGGCGUCUGCCUCUGAUCGUUGGUCUGGUGCUCGGGGUCCUGCUGGUCAUCAUCAUCGCUGCUAUUCUGCUCGUCUGCAUCAUCAAAAGGAAGCGAGCAGCAGGUCCACAUCAGUCAGGGAGACAGGACCAGGACCUGAAGCUCUCUGCUAACAGCAGCAGCGUCCUGCCGCCGGCUGAGCGUCAGGGACCCGUCGCUGUUGAGGACGUCAACUACGCCUCGGUCCAGUUCACACACAAGAACCCCGCCAGGUACUGGA
This is a messenger RNA of Etheostoma cragini (Arkansas darter), 649 nucleotides long. RefSeq names its product sialoadhesin-like. The annotation marks the transcript as partial. NCBI's taxonomy places the organism in Eukaryota, Metazoa, Chordata, Actinopteri, Perciformes, Percidae. The record is from RefSeq and is a predicted model, not a curated record. The transcript is spliced from 5 exons.